CCAGUCAUUAAUAUUCCACGUUACUGAUUUUAGUGUUAAAAACGUGAUAUAUUAAUGACUUGAAUGAGAGUAUGUAUGAGGUCAUAUAGAACAAAUAAAAAGAUAACAGCUGAUAACCUUCGCAUUGAUCUUCUCAUCCACUGUACUCUUUGUGAGACGUCAUUCAUGGAUCAUCUCAUCCUAACUUCGCUUCACCAGCACUCUAUCCUUCCUCUUCUUCACCAUUACACCAUGCCUUCCCUCCUCUGCUCCUUUCCUCUUCCUCACCAACACUCUAUCCUCUUCUUCACCGUCACUCAAUGCCAUCCACCUGUCCCUCCUCUGCCUAUACCCUAUAUGUAUUCACCCAAAGGCAGCUUCAUUCCAUCCGCAUGAGCAUGCAUCUUCCACCACUGACAAGUGCGUGACAACAGUGACCGAGAGUGAUCAUCGACCACUCCUCCAAGUCUCUACAGCAUGUCAUGGAGGUGGUGGUGGUACGAAAGGGCGCAAGAGUUGGAGCGCCAAAACACUAGACUGUACAAUGAGAAGCGUAACCUGGAGCACAGGGUGGGGAAUUUGGUGUACCAAAACAUCUCGCUAUCCAAUGAGAAGGAUGAUCUGAAGAAUCAACUGGAGAAGAAGAGGAGAGCGGUAUCUGUGUACUUAGGAAAGGUCUCUACACUGGAGUACAAGGUACAGGAGUUGGAGAACCAAAACACCAAACUGUCUGGUGAGCUAGUGAAGCAACGGGAGGACAUGAGGAAGGCGGGUUUGAUGUUCAUGAAUGCUGCUGAUACAUACCAACAAUUAGCAAAGAAGCAAAUUAGGACAAAGGAAGAGGAAUUGGCGAACACCAGGAAGGCAGGCCUUCUGUUAAUCAACGCUACUGAUAAAUACCAAGAAUUAGCAAGGAAGCAAAUUAAAGCAAAAGUUGAGGACCUGGAGGAUGCAAGGAAGGCGGUUUUGGUGGUUAUGAAUGCUGCCGAUACAUACCAACAUGUAGCGGAGAAGAAAAUUAAGGAUAAGGUGGAAGAAUUGAGGGUCCUUGGGGUCCAAAAGGCAGAAAUGGAUGCGAGGGCCGCAUCUUUGGAGUGGCUCAAGGUAGCUCUAGUGAAGAAUCAGGAAUUGGAGGCUGACUGUGAUAAGAUGAAGAUAGAAAAUAAUAAGCUUUGGUUGGAGGUUGAGAGGCUCAAGAUGGAAUCGAUUGCAGUGGCCCAUAGGAAAGAGGCAGCUGCAAAUGCAUUUGAUGCUGAGAAGGCAGAAACUAUGAAAGAAUUGGAAGACCAUAAGAUGGAUGUGGAGGAAAUACCGACUACCAUGGAUUUGAUGAAGGGUGAAAAUGAUAAUAUUCAGUUGGAGGUCUUGACAGCAGCGCAUCAACAUAGCUCGUGUGAAGCAGGGGUUGAGAGGCUCAGGAUGGAAUUAGACGUGUUAUUGGAGGUAAAGGACACAUGCAAAAUCAUGGAGUCUGGAGACCUUAAUGGGGAAGUGAAGGAAAUCCCAGCUGCUCAUUUCAUGAAGAGUGAAUAUGAUAAGCUUCAGUUGGACAUUUUAACUGCAGAACAUAAACAUAUUCUGUCAGAAGCACAAGUUGAUUGGCUCAAGGAGAAUAUUUAGCGCAUAUUUUUUUUCUUGAAACAUUUAUAUCUCUCUGUAUGGUCUGGCUCCGAGGGCCACACCAUGUCUUUACUCUGUUGAAAAUACUAAAAUAAAUUGAUAUUGUGAAAUGGGUUUACAAUUCAGAAAUAGAUCAUAAUUGUGAGAUUUCAAAAUUCUUAUUGUAAUAUGUGGAUCAAAU
Molecule: messenger RNA, 1780 nt
Organism: Oryza sativa Japonica Group (Japanese rice)
Lineage: Eukaryota; Viridiplantae; Streptophyta; Magnoliopsida; Poales; Poaceae
Source: RefSeq, a predicted model, not a curated record